This is a messenger RNA of Ochotona curzoniae (black-lipped pika), 3833 nucleotides long. RefSeq names its product SAM and SH3 domain containing 1 (gene SASH1). The record is from RefSeq and is a predicted model, not a curated record. Bases 1 to 3762 code for a protein of 1253 amino acids. The transcript is spliced from 20 exons. NCBI's taxonomy places the organism in Eukaryota, Metazoa, Chordata, Mammalia, Lagomorpha, Ochotonidae. Gene Ontology annotation, molecular function: protein binding.
AUGGAAGACGCGGGAGCAGCUGGCCCGGAGCCGGCGCCGGAGCAGGAGCCUGACCCGGGGCCAGAGCCCGAGCGGGAGCCCGGGCCGGAACCCGAGUCGGAGCCUGAGCCAGGAGCUGGCACGUCCGAAGCGUUCUCCCGACUCUGGACGGAUGUGAUGGGCAUCCUGGAUGGUUCUCUGGGCAACAUCGACGACCUGGCGCAGCAGUAUGCGGAUUAUUAUAACACCUGCUUCUCUGACGUGUGCGAGAGGAUGGAGGAGCUGCGCAAACGGCGGGUUUCCCAGGAUCUGGAUGUGGAGAAACCCGAUGCCAGUCCCACGUCACUUCAGCUGCGCUCCCAGAUCGAAGAAUCACUCGGCUUCUCUAGUGCCGUGUCAACACCCGAAGUGGAAAGAAAGCACCCUCUGCAUAAAUCCAACUCGGAAGACAGUGCUGUAGGAAAAGGAGAUUGGAAGAAAAAAAAUAAGUAUUUCUGGCAGAACUUCCGAAAGAACCAGAAAGGAAUAAUGAGACAGACUUCAAAAGGGGAAGAUGUCGGUUAUGUGGCCAGCGAGAUCACGAUGAGCGACGAGGAGCGGAUCCAGCUCAUGAUGAUGGUGAAGGAGAGGAUGAUCACCAUCGAGGAGGCCCUUGCCAGGCUCAAAGAGUAUGAGGCCCAGCACCGGCAAUCGGCCCCUCUGGACCCUGCAGACUGGCCUGAUGGUUCCUGUCCAUCAUUUGAUGGCUCAUCCAACUGCAACUCAAGAGAACAAUCAGAUGAUGAGACGGAGGACUCGGUGAAGUUUAAGAGGUUGCACAAGCUGGUCAACUCCACUCGCAGAGUCAGAAAGAAACUCAUAAGAGUGGAAGAAAUGAAAAAACCCAGCACUGAAGGUGGGGAAGAGCCGGUAUUUGAGCCUCCGCCCGCCCUGGAUGAAAGGGCUGCCCUGUACUCCGGAGUGCACAAGAAGCCCUUCUUCUUUGAUGGCACCCCAGAGAAGCCUCCCGAAGGUGACCCGGACUCCGUCACCAUGUCACCUUCAUCCAGCAACCUGGACACCUGGGGUACCGGCCGGAAGUUGGCGAAAACCUUCAGCAAAGGCGAGAGCCGGGGCCUCAUUAAACCCCCCAAGAAGAUGGGGACGUUCUUCUCCUACCCAGAGGACGAAAAGGCCCAAAAAGUGUCCCGCUCCCUGACGGAAGGGGAGAUGAAGAAGAGCCUCGGGUCCCUGAGCCACGGGAGAACCUGCAGUUUCGGAGGCUUUGACCUGACCAACCGCUCUCUGCAUGUUGGAAGCAAUAACUCGGGCCCCGUGGGCAAAGAAGGCGAUUUUGUGUACAAGGACAUAAUCAAAUCACCCACCGCAUCUCGCAUCUCUCUGGGGAAAAAGGUGAAGUCGGUGAAAGAGACCAUGAGGAAGAGGAUGUCCAAAAAGUACAGCAGCUCCGUCUCCGAGCAGGACUCAGGCCUUGAUGGAGCACCGAGUCCCCCCACGUCCACAAAACCUGACUCUGAACACACGGACAAGCCCAAGCUCAAGGCGGGAGGCUCUGUGGAAAGCCUGCGGAGCUCUCUGAGCGGGCAGAGCUCGAUGAGUGGGCAGACGGUGAGCACCACCGACUCCUCGACCAGCAACAGGGAAAGUGUCAAGUCAGAGGACGGAGAUGACGAGGAGCUGCCCUACCGGGGCCCCUUCUGUGGGCGUGCCCGGGUGCACACGGACUUCACCCCCAGCCCCUAUGACACGGACUCGCUCAAGCUCAAGAAAGGAGACAUCAUCGAUAUCAUCAGCAAGCCGCCCAUGGGCACCUGGAUGGGCCUGUUGAACAACAAGGUCGGCACGUUCAAGUUCAUCUACGUGGAUGUGCUUAACGAAGAGGAGGAGAAACCCAAACGCCCUACCCGGAGGAGGAGGAAGGGAAGGCCUCCCCAGCCCAAAUCAGUAGAGGAUCUUCUCGACCGCAUUAACCUGAAGGAGCACAUGCCCACAUUCCUGUUCAAUGGCUAUGAGGAUCUAGACACCUUUAAGCUCCUGGAGGAGGAAGACCUGGAUGAGUUAAACAUCAGGGACCCAGAACACAGAGCGGUCCUCUUGACGGCCGUGGAGCUGCUGCAGGAAUACGACAGCAACAGCGACCAGUCGGGCUCCCAGGAAAAGCUGCUUUUGGACAGCCAGGGCCUGACCGGACACUCGCCCCGAGACUCGGGAUGCUAUGAAAGCAGCGAGAACCUGGAGAACGGCAAGAAUCGCAGAAGCUGCCUCCUCCCCACCAAGCCGUCCGCCGAGUGCAGCCUCAAGUCCUUCGGCAGGGAUCCACGGGGCAAGUACCCGACGCUGCCUCUGACGAAAGUCUCUGAUGCCCGGAAGCAGGGAGAGGAGGAAGGGGGCAGGCUGGGCUGGAGCCUCACCCCGGACGCCCCUAAAGCCUGCACCCCACUGGCCUCCGCUGGGGCCAGCAGAAACCGAAGGAGCCUGCCAGUCUCCAUGUGUCGAAGCUUCGAGACCCUGGAAGGCCCCCAGACUGUGGAGACAUGGCCCCGGUCCCACUCCCUGGACAAUCUGCAAGGAGAGCCAGACACGGAGAAAGAUGCGCCUGCCCAGGUGACCCAGGCCACCCCACGGAUCGCGCCGGAAGUGCCCCGAAAGCCAGCCGACCCCGCGGCCAACCUCCAACAGCAGGAGCAGGCCUCGACCGCUGGCCCCGCAUUGCCACAGACUCAAAGCAAGCGCUGUUCUGAGCCCCCAAAAAUCAUCCCCAAGAAGCCGGACAGCCCGGCAGUGGCCCCUGCCCAUGCCUCGGUGCUUCCCUCGUGUGUGCCCAGAAACUCUGAUGCUCGGCCUCCUGGCGCUAAACACAGCAUCACAAGGACGUCUCUUGAGGGUCCCAGGAAGGGACAGGAUUUAGAAGGAACCAGCCACCCCGCGGGCACCAAGGAAGGGGUGGAUACUGAGCACAGGGCCCCCGAGGCCAGAGCCCAGCCCAGACAUCCUGCACAGCCCCCACCCGUGCCUGCCAAGAAGAGCCGAGAGCGCCUGGCCAAUGGGCUGCACCCCAUUCCUGCAGGCCCCGAUGCCCCCUGCCUGCCAGCCAAGAAGGGCAGCCUGCCCAGCCCCACAGGGCCCGGCGACAGUGUCCCCUCACCGGCCCCCAAGCCACCAUCAGCGCAGAUGCAGGAGCCUGGCAGCCCCACCAGCACGCGGCCGCCACCCUGGCUCUCGGAGCUGCCGGAGAGUGCCAGCUUGCAGGAGCACGGCGUGAGGCUGGGCUCGGCGCUGAGCAGGAAGAUCUCCUGCCCCCGGGGAGCCGACCUGGAGACGCUCACAGAGAACAAGCUCCAAGCCGAGGGCAUAGACCUCACGGAGGAACCCUAUUCCGACAAGCACGGCCGCUGUGGCAUCCCCGAAGCCCUGGUGCAGAGAUACGCCGAGGACUUGGAGCAGCCCGAGAGGGACGUCGCCACCCACCUGGACCAGAUCCGGGUGAAGCUGCUCCGGAAGCAGCACCGCAUGGCGAUCCCAAGCGGUGGCCUCACGGAAAUCUGCCGGAAGCCUGUGUCUCCUGGGAGCAUCGCCUCCGUGUCCGACUGGCUCGUUUCCAUCGGCCUGCCCAUGUACACCAGCACCCUCACCGCCGCGGGGGUCAGCACACUGAGCCAAGUGCCUUCUCUCUCUCCCACUUGCCUGCAGGCAGCCGGCAUCACGGAGGAGCGGCACAUCCACAAGCUCGUGGCUGCAGCCAGGCUCUUCAGACUGCCCCCGGGGCCUGAGGCCGCGGUGUAGCCAGCCCGUGCCCCCGGGUCUGGGCCUCUCUGGACAGCUCUGCAUUCAGCACGUGGCCCACUAGAGCGGGC